UUUCUUUUCACUAAUUUGCUGUUUUGAACAUAUUUCAUAUUUUAUCAUGAAAUCAGUGAUAAAAUGGAAUAUUUCUUUAUCAUCAUCAUCUGAAUAAAAAUACAUAUUUUAGAUGUUAAAGGUUAAUUUUUAGUUUCUUAACCUAGUUCUAGGCUUGAAAUUAGUUUAUAGCAGGAUUAUUGUUUCAUUUUUCGGCUGGUUUGCGAAUUAAUUCUAAAAAAUCUAAUCUUGUGAAAACCACCAGAAUUAUCCAGUCUCACAAUUUUUUGUGGUUUUAUAUGUUAUGUAGCAAUAAGAGAACGUUUCAAAGGUAUCAAAAGAAUCCUGAUACUUAAUUUUUUAAUACUGCACUCUCAUAUCAACAGCAACUACCAUACCUAGUCAGUAACUACCUUUGAAACAAAAAUCAGCUCAUUGGAAGUGUUAACUUCUUCUUAGAAAAUACUCUUAGAUCUUAGUAAAGCUCCCUGCUCCAGCUUGUUAGAAUUGAACAGAACUUUAAUUCAGUUUCCUAAAGAACUCCAUUACAGACAAUAGUUACAAUGAGGUUGAGCAGACUCAUCUCUCUUUCUCUAUGUUUUGCUGCUUCCUUUCAGGCUGAGAUAAGGAAAACAGACAUUGAGGAUGUUGGGUCAGCAACAACCAUUUUUGCAAUCAAAGAGACAACAUCUACACCUGAAGAAGAUGAAUCACAAACAGAUAUGCCUGAAAUCAAUCUAGAAGAAGAGAAAAUUGUUGAAGAUCUAGAGGAAGCUGUAAUAUCAACUGUCCCAACAAAUGAGAUUGAGGAUUCCUCUGAAAAUUCAUCUGCUGCUACUUCGGAGAAUGAUAUUGUUGAAAUCAAAACCUACCUUGGGGCAGUAUAUGGAAAGAUUUCUCAGCAAGAAUCUGGACAGAAAAUGUAUAAAUUCCUUGGUAUACCUUACUCCAGACCACCAGUAGGAAAACUUAGAUUUAAACCUCCUCAGCCAGUUAUGAUUUACAAAGAUUUAGAGGCAUUCAACUUUGGCGCUAAAUGUCCCCAGUUUGAUAUUUUUAGUGGUGAGAGUGAGAAACUGAUAGGGUCCGAAGACUGCUUGUUUCUAAACAUUUUUACCUCUUCCAUACCUCAAGAGUCGCAGGUAUUCAUACCUAGAGCCGUCAUGCUAUGGAUCCAUGGUGGAGGGUUCGAAAUUGGAUCAGCAGAAGAGUAUGAUCCAACCCCAUUAGUUCAAGAGGAUGUUAUAGUUGUAACAAUUAAUUAUAGACUGGGAGGGUUAGGAUUCCUAACCUUUGGAAAUGAUAUAGUGGCAGGGAACAUGGGUAUUAGAGAUCAGAUAGCUGCUAUGCACUGGACAAAGAAUUUGAUACACCAUUUUGGAGGAGAUCCAGCUAAAAUCACCAUAUUUGGAGAGAGUGCCGGAGCAAUAAGUGUAAAUGCUCUUCAGAUGUCCCCCAAAGCAGUGGGACUUUUUUCAGGUGCCAUAUUACAAAGUGGGACAAUGCUUCUCUAUAGAGAUGAAUAUGAAAAAUCAAGACAAGAACGAAUAGCCUCAAGUUUAGCAGAUCAAUUCAAUUGCUCUAGCACAUUAAAUGACAAAGCAAUGAUGGAAUGCCUCCAGGAACUCGGCUCUGCAGAUCUAUUGUUUGCAUUUAAAGUUGACAGAUUAAGUGAGGAUCCUGAAAGCAAAAACUUUGACAUAGGAGAAUGGGCUCCAGUUUGUGAUUCAUAUGCAUCUGAUCCAGUCCUUCCAGUGGGACCACUGGCAGCUUUCUCAAAAGGACUAUUUGCCAAAGUUCCAGUCAUGACAGGAACAGUUAAGAAUGAUGGUUUAGUACUUAUUCAAAAAGCGAAUUUUGAAAGUUUUUGGAAAGGUUUGGGACCUACAGAUCUGCACGUUGCUGCAAGUUAUAACAAAUCUGAAAUCACACCAGAAGAAUCUGUACUGUCAAAUAUAAUUUUGAAAUUCUACAAUGGAGGAAAUUUUUAGCUUUUAGAGUCUCUUUAUGAAGUAGCCAACAUGUUAACAGAUGCCUUGUUCCUGAGUCCGGAUCAGAAAUUUGCUGAACUAGCCUCUGAGCAUAUUCCAGUGUACAACUACCAGUUCACAUACAGUGGUUCAAAAUCAGUUCUUGAGUGUGUUGAUGUCAAUGGCAAUACCUUCGAAGAAAAAGACUGUGAUGCAAUUAAGAGUUUAACGCCAGUACAUUUUGAUGAAAAUAUUUAUCUUUUUAAUCUGUUUGGCCCAAGAAAUGAGGAAGAAGAGGAAGUAUCUAAAACUAUGUCUCUUUAUUGGACCAACUUUGCCAAGUAUGGACAUCCUUCUCCAUUCUUGAACCAAAACUUAACUCAAUGGAAACAUUAUACAACUGAAAAGAGGUAUAUGGAGCUUGGAGUUAAAGCGGAAAUGAAAAGUGAUAUCGAAAAUGAGAGAAUGACUUUUUGGCAGAAAAUCUACUGGAAUGAGAAAGAAGUGAAAAUUUAAGUACCUGACUCAACACCUCAUUGAUAUCAUCUGUUCAAUUUAAAAAGAAUUAUCCUUCUUUUAGAGUUUGUGUGUUUUAUAAAUAUUAAAGAAGACAUUUUA
Messenger RNA from Eurytemora carolleeae, 2567 nucleotides. Its product is annotated as liver carboxylesterase 2-like. The record is from RefSeq and is a predicted model, not a curated record. Lineage: Eukaryota; Metazoa; Arthropoda; Copepoda; Calanoida; Temoridae. The transcript has 5 exons.